Nelumbo nucifera (sacred lotus) is the source of this 752-nucleotide messenger RNA. Its product is annotated as heavy metal-associated isoprenylated plant protein 16. NCBI's taxonomy places the organism in Eukaryota, Viridiplantae, Streptophyta, Magnoliopsida, Proteales, Nelumbonaceae. The record is from RefSeq and is a predicted model, not a curated record.
CAUAUAAAUACAGCCAUGGGGGGAGGAUAUAUGUAUUCUACGCACAGAGCUCGUUAGAACUCAGAAACCUUUGCACCCUGAUCGCAGAAAGGCCGAUUCAGGAUGGCAAAACAAAAGAUAGUAGUGAAGGUCUCCCUCCAGAGCGCCAAGGAUCGGAGCAAAGCCAUGCGGACUGUAGUGGGUGUAUCAGGCGUUGAAACGGCAGCUUUACAAGGUGACGACAAGAAUCAGAUUGCGGUGAUCGGGGAGGGGAUCGAUUCGAUUGAAUUGACAACGUCGCUAAGGAAGAAAUUUGGUUAUGCGGAUCUGUUAACCGUUGGACCUGAUGAGAAGAAGGAAGAGAAGAAGGAAGAGAAAAAGGAUACACCGGUGCCGGUGGUAUGUCCGCCUGUCUGGCCGCCGGUUUUCACUCCAAUCUACCAAGAACCUGAUCCCAAUUGCUGCAUCAUGUGAUUUGAGACACCAGAGACGACAGACGAUGGUGGGUCAUGUGUGCCAUUGCGAAUGAAAUUCCAUAGGGAUCAAGUGAGAGGCUUGAUGAUCCUGCGUAUUCACUGUUCAACAGAUUCAUAUCACUAUGCUAUGCUCUUACACCAGUGAUGUAUAAAAGCAGUCAUAUAUUUUAAUUAAUUUGUUCUAAGAGUUUUUACAAACUAUGUCAACUGAUUUAGUUGAUAGGGUCUCUAUCUGGUUGUGAUAGGGACUUGAGCUCAACUUCUACUGAUGUAUGAAUUUCGGGGAUUGACUAGCCA